CGCGCGUGGUGAGGACGUGCCCGGCGACGGUGCUCGGUUGCGCAGGAGUUGGCGCGCGCCAGAGGUCGCCUGAGAGCUGAGCAGACUGACAACCACGGACAUGGCCGCCUCCGCCUAGGCGUCGCGCCCGCUGAGUCUGUGGUCCCUGGUUCGAGCCGGACUGACUGAGAGUCGCCGCCGUUCGUGUCCGAGUCGCGUCGCCGCCGUGAGCCAUGAAGAACAAGCGUCUGAACAUCCAGGUGGAGUCGAUUGACCCGGACGAGCCGCUCGACCUGUCCGUGCGGAGGCCGUCCGAGCCCGACCGCGACUUUGAGGAGGCGUUCGACGACACGGAGCGCAACCUGGUUCUGCCCAUCUUCCAGUCGAAUGUGCUGCCCAUCAAGAAGCGGAAUGUGCCGCAGGCGCAAUUCACCAGCUCGUGGGCUGAGCUCCGUUCCCCAGGAGACGAGCGCAGCGCGUCGACGAGCAGCGGCGCGGAGGUGACGUACGCGGCGCCACGCGCGCCGCGACCGGCUGCCGCCGGGCCGCCGGAGCCGCCGCGGCCAGCCGAGCACUCGCGCCUGCUGGAGAUGCUCACCUCCGACGGGCACGGCUCGCCGGCGGCGCCGCUGCUGCGCCCGGCGCCGCCCCAGCCCCAGCCACACCCCCAUCACCAUCACCAGCAUCAUCACCACCAUCAGCACCCGCACCCGCGGCUGCCCGGCCAGCCAGGCACCGGCUCGCUGCCGCCCAGCCCGGCAGACAGCGGCGUCUCCGACGUCGACAGCAGCAGCGGCAACGCCAGCACCGACGAGCUCAAGCCCCGGCUGCACAUGCUGUCCGGUCGUGUGGAGGACAGCCACCACCCGGCGGCGCCGCACCCCUUCUACGGGCCGCAGCGGCAUCCGUACCGGCACCAGCCGUACCCCAGACCACCAGUGUCGGAGGCGGUGUACAGCGGUGCGCCGAGCACCAGUCAGCUGCCGCCUCACAGCAGCGCGGCGAGCCCGGCCGGCCUGUACGCCGGCGGCCUGGCGCCGCUCUUCUCGGACGGCCCGCUGCCGCUGCCGCUGCCGUCGCCGUUGAUCGGCAGCCCGCCCGCCUCCAGUCCCGAGGAGGCCUACAAGGCAGCCGCGUUCGACUUCGACGUGAACCGGCGCCGGGGUCGGCGGACGCGGCCUGACGGCGCGCCCCACCCCAAACGGAAGAGCCGCGACGGUUCUUCGCUGUACCUGUGGGAGUUCCUGCUAAACCUCCUGCAGGACGCGCGGUACACGCCGUCCAUCAUUAAGUGGGUCAACUUCCGCGAGCACGUCUUCAAGCUGACCGACUCGAAGGCUGUAGCGCAGCUAUGGGGGCGGCACAAGAACAAGCCAGACAUGAACUACGAGACCAUGGGGCGCGCCAUGAGGUACUACUACCAGCGCGGCAUCCUCAACAAGGUGGACGGGCAGCGGCUGGUGUACCAGUUCAAAGACGUGCCGCGGGACCUAAACGACGUGGUCGAGAUCGACUGUUCGGGCACGUAGGCCGGCCCGGUCGCCCGCCCGCCUCUGUACAAACGUGUGAUCUGCUGCCGCUGUGAGCGUCCCGCCGCGCCCGGCCAGCCCCGGCGCGCGCUCUGCACGGGGCACCGGCGCCGGCGCUCGAUGCCUUACAAGGACUGCCGGGCGCAGCCAGCGCGGUGCGCCACAAUCUAUUUUUUACACAUGCUGUGCGUGAAAAGUGAGCAGUGAUCUCACCUUUUCAAGCCUACUUAAUGUUUGUUGGUGUGCGGCGUGCGCGUGGGCCUUGUUGGCGCGUAUAUGGAGUUUAUGCGUAUGGUAAUGAUAAUGUAUAUGUUCGUGUCGGUUGCCGUUCACCUUGGAAAGGUUACCGCGUGACUUCGACGGCGCGUCGUGGAUACAGUGUGUCGGCAAGUUACCCAUAUUUUCCAGUACCUGACGCUGCGGUGGGUUCCAGGUGAAAUAGCCCGUGCUUUGUCGACUCGAUAUCCGUAUGUGCGCGCGCCCGGUCGCAGCCGACGCAGGUCCGCCGGCGCCACCCAUGGCUUCCAGUGUGCCCCGCUGACCCGCGCCACAGCUUACACCGCCGUACGUGUCGCUCCGUUGUUGGUUUGCCGUUCGGCGACACACCGUACUUCAAUUACGUAUAUGUGGCUGUUGGAGCGACGCGCGGUGGCCGGUGACGUCACCCGCACACCGGCUGCGCACGGCCGAGCCGGCAGCGCGCUCUGUACACAGUCGUUGGUUCGUCUCACGGGAAUUAGGCCGGGUGGUAGCGGUCGCUGGUUUUCUGUGUGCGUCGCCCGCGCCGCUCCGGGCGGCGCGGCUUCUCCACAUAUCUACUUACAGUCCAGAGUCGGCCGGCCUCGCGCCGGGGACAGACUGCCGCCGCGGGUACAGGCUGCUGUACAACGCUUGUGAUCGUCUCAUGAAAUACAAACACG
Pollicipes pollicipes is the source of this 2428-nucleotide messenger RNA. Its product is annotated as ecdysone-induced protein 74EF. Lineage: Eukaryota; Metazoa; Arthropoda; Thecostraca; Pollicipedomorpha; Pollicipedidae. Gene Ontology annotation, cellular component: nucleus. The record is from RefSeq and is a predicted model, not a curated record. The transcript is spliced from 7 exons. Gene Ontology annotation, biological process: regulation of transcription by RNA polymerase II; cell differentiation. Gene Ontology annotation, molecular function: sequence-specific DNA binding; DNA-binding transcription factor activity, RNA polymerase II-specific. The coding region runs from base 213 to 1508 and encodes 431 amino acids.